Molecule: messenger RNA, 1214 nt
Organism: Psylliodes chrysocephalus
Lineage: Eukaryota; Metazoa; Arthropoda; Insecta; Coleoptera; Chrysomelidae
Source: the annotation of a GenBank genome assembly
CUAAAUAUUAUUCACAUAUUACUCACAAAUAUUUAGUUACUACAAAAUUUUUUGCAUAUUAAUUGGUCACGAAUUCCAGAUAAUAACUUGAUAGGUAUUUUUUUUAAAUUGAAACAUGUGUUGCAUUAGUCGGUGGUAGAUAAUAUUUCAAAAACAUUUUUCAAAACACCUGCACCGAUAGAAAAUGUUAUUUUUAUAGCUUUACAGGCGUGACAAAAUGUAUUUCAGAUUGGUUUGUCUGCUGUUAGCCACACUUGGAUUAGCAGCAACAGAAUUAUUGCACUUUAAUGAACACAAGGUUUCCGAAUCAGAAAUCAAAAUUUAUUUCUACUGCAAGGAAAUAGAAAACCCAACUUUAGUAGACAUAUCAGAUCCCAAAGACUUGGCAAAGACUUAUUUUUCCAAGCAUAAAGGCACUUAUUUCUAUUUCCAUGGAUUCCAAGAAGACCCUCGUCUACCAGGAAGUACUGCUCAAAAAAUAGAAGGGUACAUAUUAAACAAUUUCGAUGUCAAUUUCUUUCUGGUCGAUUGGAGUCUCAUAGCUAAAGUUCCUAGCCAAAUUCAUUAUGCUGCCGUGGUUAAUAAGCUGGAAGCCGUUGGAGAAAUUUUGGGAAGAAGACUAAAAAGUUUUGUUACAAAUAAUGGAUUGAGUUUUGACAAUAUUCAACUUGUUGGACAUUCAUUGGGAGCACAUCUGGCUGGUAUUACUGGACGUGUUGCAGGAGGGCAGUGUUUUCAAGUUUUAGGUCUUGAUCCUGCAGGACCAGCGUUUACACCUUUCAAAACAUCAAAUCGUUUAUCAACAGAUUCCGGAAAAUACGUCCAAGCAAUCCACACCAAUGGUGGCUUACUGGGUUAUCUGCCACCAUUAGCACAUUCUGACUGGUAUCCCAACGGUGGCAUCGAGCAGCCUAUGUGCGUCACUCAUAAUUUUAGUUUUUUCAAAACUGCCAUAAUUCCAGAAGGUUCUAAGGCUGUGAAAUGUGCUCAUUCCAUGGCUGUAGAGUUUUAUUUAGAAUCUCUUUGUACGAGGAAUUUUGUAGCAAAAACUUGUGAUCUAUAUAAAGAUUAUAAAAAUGGAAGAUGUUGGAUAGGGAAACAAGCUUGGAUGGGAGGAUACUUUUUAGACACAUCAGCCCAUGGCACAUACUACGUAGAUACCAAUGUUCAAUCACCGUAUGCUAGAGGUUAAAAUGAUUUCGUGAAAUUGAAGA